AAUGCCAAGACUGUGAGGAAUGACAACUCCUCACGCUUUGGUAAAUUCAUCAGAAUCCACUUUGGGGCCACAGGCAAACUGGCUUCUGCUGACAUUGAAACUUAUCUGCUGGAGAAGUCCAGAGUCACUUUCCAGCUCCCAGCAGAGAGAAGCUACCACAUCUUUUAUCAGAUCACGUCCAACAAGAAACCAGAGCUAAUAGACAUGCUCCUUAUUACCACCAACCCAUACGAUUUCCAUUAUGUGAGUCAAGGCGAGAUUACUGUUCCCAGCAUUGAUGACCAAGAAGAGCUUAUGGCUACAGAUAGUGCCAUUGACAUCCUGGGCUUCACUGCUGAUGAAAAGACUGCCAUCUACAAGCUGACAGGGGCUGUCAUGCACUAUGGGAACUUGAAGUUCAAGCAGAAACAGCGAGAGGAGCAGGCAGAGCCAGAUGGCACAGAAGUGGCUGAUAAGGCUGCCUACCUCAUGGGCCUGAACUCAGCUGAAUUGCUCAAAGCCCUGUGUUAUCCUCGAGUUAAGGUUGGGAAUGAAUUCGUGACCAAAGGUCAAACUGUGUCACAGGUGCACAACUCAGUUGGUGCUCUGGCAAAGGCUGUCUAUGAGAAGAUGUUCUUGUGGAUGGUUAUUCGCAUCAACCAGCAGCUGGAUACCAAGCAGCCCAGGCAGUACUUCAUUGGUGUCCUGGACAUCGCUGGCUUUGAGAUCUUUGAUUUCAACAGCUUUGAGCAGCUGUGCAUCAACUUCACCAAUGAGAAACUGCAACAGUUCUUCAACCACCACAUGUUCGUGCUGGAACAGGAGGAGUACAAGAAGGAAGGCAUUGAAUGGGAAUUCAUUGACUUUGGGAUGGACCUGGCUGCCUGCAUUGAGCUCAUUGAAAAGCCCAUGGGCAUCUUCUCCAUCCUGGAAGAGGAGUGCAUGUUCCCCAAGGCAACUGACACCUCUUUCAAGAACAAGCUCUAUGACCAGCAUCUGGGCAAGUCCAGCAACUUCCAGAAGCCCAAGCCUGCCAAAGGCAAG
Molecule: messenger RNA, 1023 nt
Organism: Lagopus leucura (white-tailed ptarmigan)
Lineage: Eukaryota; Metazoa; Chordata; Aves; Galliformes; Phasianidae
Product: myosin heavy chain, skeletal muscle, adult-like
Exons: 9
Biological process (GO): actin filament organization; vesicle transport along actin filament
Cellular component (GO): vesicle; myosin complex; actin cytoskeleton
Molecular function (GO): actin filament binding; microfilament motor activity; ATP binding
Source: RefSeq, a predicted model, not a curated record